Cuculus canorus (common cuckoo) is the source of this 3505-nucleotide messenger RNA. RefSeq names its product branched chain amino acid transaminase 1 (gene BCAT1). Gene Ontology annotation, biological process: L-leucine biosynthetic process; L-valine biosynthetic process. The transcript has 13 exons. The record is from RefSeq and is a predicted model, not a curated record. Gene Ontology annotation, cellular component: mitochondrion. Gene Ontology annotation, molecular function: branched-chain-amino-acid:2-oxoglutarate transaminase activity. NCBI's taxonomy places the organism in Eukaryota, Metazoa, Chordata, Aves, Cuculiformes, Cuculidae. The coding region runs from base 267 to 1619 and encodes 450 amino acids.
ACCGCCCUCGCCCGCUGAUGCAAUCGGAGCCCGCGAGCGGCGGCAGCAGCAGCAGCAUCAGCAGCAUCCACAUCAUCCACAUCCCCGCCGCAACCGCACCCGGCGGCUCCAGGACGAGCGCUGCCCCAAAGGAAAAGCCCACUCUGCCGCCGCAGGGGAAAUAAACCCCGGUUGCCAGCAUGAUGAAGGUUGACUCUGCUCUUGACACCUGAAGACAGACGUUCGGUAACAUCAGUAUUCCUAUCUGGUUCUCCAUUAAGCCGAAAAUGCUGCAUUUGCAAUUGUUUCCCUUUAGAUCUUCUUUUAAGUGGUUUUGCUGUAGCCAGCAACGUUUUCAUCAUGACAAUUGGGCAAAACAUUUCUUGCAAAAUACAUAUAAAAUUAAUGUUUCAUCCUGCCUUUUCCAGGGCUGUCAGAAUGAAUGCGCGUCUGGAGGAUGUUCAGGAGAAACAGCAAAGCAUGUGACUGAAUCUUUCAAGGCUUCAGACUUGAUUAUCACCCCAUCUACAACUUUCAAGGAAAAACCAGACCCCAGUGGUUUGGUAUUUGGAACUGUGUUCACUGAUAAUAUGCUGACAAUUGAAUGGUCCUUGGCUUCAGGAUGGGAGAAACCUUUGAUUAAGCCACUUGAGAACCUUUCGUUGCAUCCAGCCUCCUCAUCUCUGCAUUAUGCUAUAGAACCAAGAGGACAGACAGAGGAGAAUCUGGUGCCAAUGCUGUGGCUCAAUGAAUACACAUUGUUUGAAGGAAUGAAGGCUUAUCGAGGAGUAGAUGGCAAAAUCCGCCUGUUCCGGCCAACCCUCAACAUGGACAGGAUGGUGCGAUCAGCAAGACGAGCAACUCUGCCAUGUUUUGACCAGAAUGAACUGUUAGAGUGCAUCCGGAAGCUUGUGGAAGUGGAAAAGGAGUGGGUCCCAUACUCAACUUCUGCCAGCCUGUAUAUCCGUCCUACCUUAAUUGGAACUGAGCCUUCCCUUGGAGUGAAGAAGCCAACUAAAGCCCUACUGUACGUCAUACUGAGCCCUGUGGGCCCUUACUUUGCAAGUGGAAGCUUUAAUCCAAUAUCCUUAUGGGCAGAUCCAAAAUAUGUAAGAGCUUGGAAAGGAGGAACGGGGGACUGCAAACUGGGAGGGAAUUAUGGUUCUUCUAUUUAUGCCCAGCAAGAAGCCCUGGAGUUUGGCUGCCAGCAGGUUUUGUGGCUUUAUGGAGAAGAUCACCAAAUAACUGAGGUUGGAACGAUGAAUCUGUUUCUCUACUGGAUAAAUGAAGAUGGAGAAAAUGAACUGGCAACCCCACCUUUAGAUGGCAUCAUCCUUCCAGGAGUGACAAGACAAAGCAUUUUGGAUCUGGCACGCAACUGGGGAGACUUUAAAGUGUCUGAGCGAUACAUCACCAUGAGUGACCUGACAGUUGCCUUGGAAGAGAACAGAGUAAAGGAGAUGUUCGGUGCUGGAACAGCUUGCAUUGUAUGUCCUAUCUCUAAAAUUUUAUAUAAAGGCAAGCAUUUGCACAUACCAACUAUGGAGAAUGGACCUCAAUUAACAACUCGUUUCCUGAAUAAGCUGACUGAUAUUCAGUAUGGAAGAGAAGACAGUGAUUGGGCAAUGCUGGUGUCAUGAAUGUGGAAGAGUUCAGACCCUCCAGACAGAACAGACAUGGAUAAUGACAACUUUUGUAGCUGCCUGUGCGUAGCAUAGUUUCUGUACCAAUUUGCUCCCCAGAAUGAUUGUUUCCACAAUCCGGUGAAUAUGAACACAAUCAUUUUGAUUUCUACUGUAAUCUGUUAGUAGAAGCUUGUCUUCUUAGUAGAGGUGCUAAAUGUUAGCAAUAGAACUUUCCUAAUGGUUUUCUUAGUGCCUCCUUUUGUCUUAUGUACAGUCUGAAAACUUGUAAAAUGCUCUUCAACUGCUCUUCAGUUUGUUUGGUUUGUUUUAACUGCUAUCAUCAGCAGAGCACAUUGUCAUCUAACACAAAGAUGUUGCCUGUUAGUUGGCCACAGGGUACUGUUGACAUUAUUCUGCCUUUUGCUCCGCGUUUGGGAAAAAACUAAGUUUAGCCAUACAUUCUUUCCUUCCAUAGUCUGCUUAUAUGGGAGAUUCUUGGAUUUGCAUAGCCCUCUAGAUCCUCUCAUGCGUACUCUAUCAAAUAACAGCUCUGUCCUUUAGGCCAAAAUUCUCCAGAGUCAAUCUAGCCUACAAUAUGCUCGCUGGUAGCCUGCUGCCUUUCCCUCCACAGGAAUAUGCGGUGGCUGCUUGAUCAGUGCAUGCCUCUCUAAUAGCUGAAUACAUACUUCCAUACAUGAUUUACAGGGCCAGGCUAGACCCUGGAGAGACAAAAAAAUCACCCUUUGUUUGGCCUAGCACAGAGCUGGGUGCCGUGGACACAGUGUUGCCUUCUGAGUGAAUGUCUAGAAAAUAAGAUUAGACAGCUGUAGUUGUGAAAGUUGAACCUCAGAGCAACCUCACCUUUGUUUUAAGGGAUUUCUUUCAACGUUCAGUCACAUAAUUUAGAUCAGUAAAAUGUUUUUCUUAUCCCCAUUACCAUUUCUUGUGAGAUGUAUCCAGCCUGCAAUGAUACAUGUGUACCUUAACAGAGCCCACUUGUUAAGGAACAGGCUAUGUUGACAAUAGAAAAUACCUAACACAAGAAGGAAAGAGGUUCAUUCAAACUCUGGUUGUGGUCUGAUUAAGUACACAUUUCUUCAAAUAGUGCUAGUCUCUCAUAUGCAGUCUUCAUAUUAUUUGGAAUAUAGAGCAUGUAGCCCAUUGUUAGGGAAAUAACAUCUGCAAAUGUUCACUAACAGUUAUAUUGCAAUAUUUAUUAGCUUUCUCUUUUUGCACACAGCUUUGUCAAACAGCUUUAAGGUAUCUCUUGCCAAAAAGAAUCACCAUAUCUGUAUCAGUGUUCCAAAGUGCUACUUCAGUGUAAUACUAGUGGAACUUUAUUGACACUAAGGGAGUCCUAUAAGAAAUAAACCUGAAACAUUUAUUGCCAUAGUUUGUGGUAGAGAUGCACCAGUAUUAAGGGAAAUAUUUAGCACUUUAUUUUUUUAAGAACCAACAGUAUCUCUCCCAUACUUUUUAAGUCCUCUGUAGUUACUGGCAAUAUUUAACAUAGUUUCAAAAGGGGAAAUAUAAUUUCUAAGAGACCAUCCAUGCCUUAUGCAACUGCUAAAAAGUAGCCUUAUGGCUUUCCUGUUUAUUUUUUAUCAGAUUUUAAAGAAAACCUCUACUUAGGCAUCACUAACUUUCCCUCCCUCAAAUUGUGACUUUUGCUAUCUUUUACUGCAGUCAAAUCUGAUCUUUUAAUGAAGAACAGUUGAAGGUUCUCUCAGACAAUGUAACCAUUCUUAAACUUGUUGGAUAGUUUUCUUUUUAGAAUACAACUGCAAGCACAAGAUGUUAUUCCACUUACAGUAGCAAUAGUAUUGUGUGUCUGCUUUUCUGAACAUUUGAAUACGAAUCAUUGGUCUGGUCUUCGUUUUGUAUCUUACCAUGUAUUACAA